Messenger RNA from Diaporthe amygdali, 2325 nucleotides. RefSeq lists its product as uncharacterized. Gene Ontology annotation, biological process: ergosterol biosynthetic process; isoprenoid biosynthetic process. Gene Ontology annotation, molecular function: ATP binding; mevalonate kinase activity. The transcript has 4 exons. Lineage: Eukaryota; Fungi; Ascomycota; Sordariomycetes; Diaporthales; Diaporthaceae. Gene Ontology annotation, cellular component: cytoplasm. The record is from RefSeq and is a predicted model, not a curated record. Bases 1 to 2325 code for a protein of 774 amino acids.
AUGGCGUCUACCAAUGGCACUCACAACGGCAACGGCAAUGGCGUGGUCCAGCCUCAAACCAACGGCAACGGCAACAAGGCGCACCUCAAGAAGGCGUCCCGCAAGCUGUCCAGCCCAAUGAUGCCAGCCUUCAUGGUCUCCGCUCCCGGCAAGGUCAUUGUUUUCGGCGAGCAUGCUGUUGUCCACGGAAAGGCGGCCAUCGCUGCAGCCACUUCUCUCCGCUCAUAUCUCUUGGUCACGACGUUGUCGAAAUCGAAACGCACCGUGUCCUUGAUCUUCCCCGACGUGGACAUGUCGCACACGUGGGACAUCGACGAACUGCCGUGGUCCACAUUCUCGCACCCGUCCAAGAAGAAGUACUACUACGACCUCGUCACCAGUCUCGACCCCGACCUGAUUGCUGCGAUCCAGCCUCACUUGACCGAUAUCUCCCCUGAUAAGGACGACGCUGUGCGCAAGAUCCACCGAAAUUCUGCGCUUGCAUUCCUCUACAUUUUCCUCUCUCUGGGCAACCAAUCGUUCCCUGGCUGCUCAUACACACUACGAUCUACCAUACCAAUUGGCGCUGGUCUUGGAAGCAGCGGCUCAAUUGCAGUAUGUCUCGCCGCUGCUCUGCUCCUACAAUUACGAGCCCUCUCCGGGCCGCACCCUGAUCAGCCCGAAGAGGAAGCUCGUCUACAAGUAGAGAGGAUCAACAGGUGGGCAUUCGUGGGUGAAAUGGCCAUUCACGGGAACCCAUCUGGCGUCGACAACACAGUGUCCACGCAAGGAAAGGCAGUUGUGUUCCAGCGGACAGACUACAGCAAGGCGCCGUCUGUGCGACCGCUGUGGGACUUCCCGGAGCUGCCCCUGCUGCUGGUGAACACCAAGCAGUCGCGCUCCACGGCGCAUGAGGUGGCAAAGGUCGCAAAGCUCAAAGACACGCACCCCAAGCUCGUUGGCGGCAUUCUGGACACCAUUGACAAGAUUACGAAGACAGCAGAAGGUCUGAUAGAAGAGGACGACUUCGAAAGCAAGGACUUGGAGAGUCUGCGCAAGCUCGGCGAGCUGAUGACUGUCAACCACGGGCAGCUGUUGUCACUCGGCGUCUCACACCCGAGACUAGAGAGGAUACGCGCCUUGGUCGACCACGAAGAUAUUGGCUGGACAAAAUUGACAGGAGCUGGUGGUGGGGGCUGCUCAAUCACACUUUUACGGCCCGAUACUCCACGUGAGAAGCUCGAGCGACUGGAGGGGCAGUUAGAAGAGGAGGGAUACGAGAAAUUUGAGACAACACUGGGUGGUGAUGGUGUCGGCGUCCUCUUCCCCGCGGUUAUCAAGAACGGCAUGGACGAGGAUGAGGAUGGCGGCAUGGAGAUCGACCUGGACAUGUUCCUCAAUGUCGAGGGCAACGAGGGAGUUGAAAAGCUUGUUGGGGUCCACGGGGGUGCAGGCGAGAGGGAAGGAUGGAAGUUCUGGAGGGUGCGUGAUUGCUUGAUAAAUGAUUCCGGCGAUCUAAUACGGGCAAACAGCCAGCCGCUGGUACAUAUCUACAGGAACAACUCUCUCAACUCCACACAGAAUUUCGGUGUACCAAUUACCCAAUCAAUCAGCUGCUCACUUGAGGCAGGCCAACUCCACAAUCACCUUACUCACUCGUCAAUGGCUAUCACCGAGAUAGGCAUCAUCGAAUGCUCCCCUUCGUCACCCCUUGAUGCCCUCAGAAACAUCUUUACCAAAGACAAUGAAGUCAUCAACACUUGGGCCUCAUCUAAGCCUGACCUCAACUUCGAGGGGACCUGGCUCUUCGAGCAGGUCGAGAACCCAUCCGUCAUCAUGAUGGCCGCGAAAUGGAAAGACAUCGGGGCGCACGGAGUGUGGAUCACAAGUGAAGAGCACGCACGUGUGCUGGGUCUCAUCGUGCCACAUCUGGCCAUGGAUGGCGGGAAGCCAAAGGGUGACCUAUGGUAUCUCCAGGCGGAUGUGAUUACUUCUGCAGCGGAGAGUUGCGAAGAUGAGAUGCGGAGCACCAUUCCACUCCUAGAUAGCCCUGUCAUUAGUGUUGGUCGUCAUUUCGUGGCUACCGAUCGCAGAGAUGAGUUCUCGAGAAAGUUCCAAGAGGUCAGAGGGCUCCUUGAGUGCUUCGCGGAACCAUUUGCGGUCAGGGGAUCGUGGAGGAUAGGUGUCGAGGAUGUGUCGCGGGAUCUCGAGUUUGUCGUUAUCAGCGGAUGGCCGAGUGUCGAGAAGCAUGGGCAAUUCGCCGAGCACGAGAGCUUUGCGAAGUACAGAGAGUUAUUGGGGUUUGCCACCGGUUCCGAGGUUCGACAUUAUCGGAGAGUCGUGUAG